Molecule: messenger RNA, 603 nt
Organism: Knipowitschia caucasica
Lineage: Eukaryota; Metazoa; Chordata; Actinopteri; Gobiiformes; Gobiidae
Source: the annotation of a GenBank genome assembly
AUGUUCCAGGGGCUGGGCAGCAGUACAAAGCCGAGCUCGAGGGUUUUGCGGCCUCCUGGAGGUGGGUCCAGUAAUCUUUUUGGUGGGUAUGAAGAGGAUGCUUCAACUCAAAGAAGGCCCAAUAAGAUGGCUUCUUCAGUGUUUGCACCUGCGGAAGAACCUCAACAUACUACCAGACGCUCAAAUCCUCCAGGUGGAAAGUCUAGUAAUAUAUUUGGACAACCUGACCCUCCAGCACAACCCCAAAAGACCAUACCUCCAGGUGCACCCACAAGUGGCAACUUUUUUGGGGAGACAGACACUCAAUCAGCCCAAAGCCUUAGUCGGAGCCACCCCAAUAAGCCAAAGGACAAUCUAAAACUUGGACCGGAGUCACCUGCACCUGAGCCUGUAGUGCUCCAGGCCGAGGCAAAGGCAGAAUCGCCACCACCAGAGCCAGCCAAAGAGGAGCUGCCUGUCUCAUCUGUGCUCGAGCCAAAGACUCCUGUUCUGACAGAGAGUGACGACUCGAAGAACCACGAGCCCCAUCUUGGCCCCAAACCUCGUUCUCAUAACCGGGUCCUCAAUCCCCCGGGAGGAAAGUCCAGUGUUGUUUUCUAUUGA